Tribolium madens (black flour beetle) is the source of this 700-nucleotide messenger RNA. RefSeq lists its product as uncharacterized. Bases 69 to 677 code for a protein of 202 amino acids. NCBI's taxonomy places the organism in Eukaryota, Metazoa, Arthropoda, Insecta, Coleoptera, Tenebrionidae. The transcript is spliced from 2 exons. The record is from RefSeq and is a predicted model, not a curated record.
AGACCCUUGCAAUAUAUGUCACUUUUUGUCAUUUACACUUAUAAAUUUGAAACUUAAAAUUUAUCUUAAUGAAAAGCACCCUGAAAUGGAAACGCGCAUCUACCAUCUACCCAACCGACCACAUAAUUUCAUCCAAAGCUCGCGAAGUUGGAACUUGGGGAUUUAAACCACAAUAUGAAAAUGUCAAACAAGUCAAUUUCCGCUUCUUAAUGUCCAACGAAUAUAUGCGAUUAUGGUUCAAAGAACGCGAUCUAUACCAGAAAGAAAACUAUUCCAAGCAAGAAAAAGCUCAAAACGAGUCUAGUCUAAAACGUGGUUUUGUACAAAGAAUGAUGACAAAUCCCAAGCUUGAAUCAAGGGAACUCCCCAUAAUCCAACUCAAGCGUUUUCAAAACAUUAUGUCUAAAGUUGAUACUAGGAGAAGUUCAGAUGAGAAGGCAAAAAUUUGUGAACGUUACAAGAAAACUGUAGAACCUGUGGAACUUUCACGGUACAAACCAAAUUGCUCAGUUAAACCAAAAACUACAAAUGCGACAAUCAAGAAUACAAGUACGACAAACAAGAAUACAAAUCGUCAAAAAACAAAAGAAAAAAAGAAGGUACAAGAUACUCGUAAGGAAGAAUUAGCGGAUAAUGAACCAGGAAAGUGUGGAUUUGUAUGUAAAUUAAUAAACUAAUAAAGUAUUAUACAUAUAUUAAA